Messenger RNA from Medicago truncatula (barrel medic), 2085 nucleotides. RefSeq names its product AAA-ATPase At2g46620. Lineage: Eukaryota; Viridiplantae; Streptophyta; Magnoliopsida; Fabales; Fabaceae. The record is from RefSeq and is a predicted model, not a curated record. Gene Ontology annotation, molecular function: ATP hydrolysis activity; ATP binding. The transcript has a single exon. The coding region runs from base 246 to 1697 and encodes 483 amino acids.
AAUAGAACACGUAGCUGUCUCUUCUGCAAAACAAACACACACGAAACACACAAAGAGCAAAGCAAUAUAAACCCAACACAACACAACCACAAUUCUUCUCCUUCAGCCAACACUCUCACAAACCUUAUUCUCUUCAUCGCAAACAUGAAUCUACCCAAAAAACAAAAACAUCAUAAAACCCAAAACAACACUAACAACACCUAGUUGAAACAACAAAUUGUGUUUGUGUUUUUUUUUUUUCUACCAUGUUAUCUUACAAAUUCAUAAUCCUUAUUCCCCUCACACCCAUCAUUCUUUUCAUAAUUCGAUACAUAUUAUUCAAAACUGGUUUAAUACACACAACAAAAAAACUCCACAAAAAACUACAAGAUUUUUUUUAUCUUUACCAAUACCUCAAAGUCCCCGAACUAAACCAAACCAUGCAACCGAACAUGUUCUAUCGUAAAGUUUCGCUUUAUUUACAUUCUCUUCCUUCUCUUGAAGAUUCCGACUUCACCAAUCUCAUUACCGGAAAUAAUCAAAACGACAUCGUUUUAACCCUAGACUCAGAUCAAAUCAUCGAAGACAGGUUUCUCGGUGCUACGGUUUAUUGGUUCUAUACAAAAACCGAACCAAAUCAAACCGGUGCAUUUGUGAUCAAGAUCAGAAAAACCGAUAAACGAAGAAUAUUAAGUAGUUAUCUUCAUCAUAUUACCACCAUGUCCGCUGAAAUAGAAUACAACGGAAAACGUGAUUUACGUUUGUUCGUUAAUAUCACCGGCGGUGGUGGUGGUGGAAGGAGGUGGAGGUCUGUUCCGUUUAAUCAUCCAUCGACAUUUGAAACGAUGUUAAUGGAAACUGAUUUGAAGAACAGAAUAAAAAACGAUCUCGAAUCGUUUUUGAAAGCGAAGAAUUAUUAUCGGAGACUCGGUCGUGUUUGGAAACGGAGCUUCUUGUUAUACGGUGAAUCCGGUACCGGAAAAUCUAGCUUUGUUGCAGCCAUGGCGAAUUUUCUUUGCUAUGAUGUAUAUGAUGUUGAUCUCUCGAAAAUUCAAAGCGAUUCAGAUUUGAAAUUUCUCUUACUAGAAACAUCACCUAAAUCGAUUAUCGUUGUUGAGGAUCUCGAUCGGUUUAUCACGGCGGAAUUGGAAUCUCCGGCGACCGUUACGUCGGUGGGGAUUCAGAAUUUCAUGGACGGGAUUAUGACUUCGAGUUAUGCCGAAGGAAGAAUAAUGAUUUUCACGAUGAAUAGUAAAGAGUUUAUUGAUCCGAAUUUUCUCCGACCGGGGCGUGUCGACGUUCAUAUUCAUUUUCCGGUGUGUGAUUUUUCAUCUUUCAAAGCUUUGGCGAAUAGUUACUUAGGUGUGAAGGAACACAAGCUUUUUCCGGCGGUGGAUGAGAUUUUCCGGCAGGGAGCGAGUUUGAGUCCGGCGGAGAUAGGUGAGUUGAUGAUUGCGAAUCGGAACUCGCCGAGUCGGGCUAUUAAAUCGGUUAUCGGGGCAUUGCAAAUGGACGGUGAUGGGAGAGGGUGUGGGGAUAUGAUCGUACGGCGGAUAGAAGAUGAUGACGUGGAAGAUGAAAGUAACCAAGGUGGUCUUUGUGGUGGUGAUGGUUUUUCUACGGUUAAGGAUUUGAAGAAGAUUUAUGGUUUGCUUAGAUUAAGGAAUGUUAAGAGGAAUAUGUCGGGUAAUUUAUUGGUCAACGAUGAAGGAAGAUAAUUUGGAUUUUGUUUAUAGAAUAAAUUAGGUAGUGCAUUUAUUGGUUAGAGACCAAAUUAAAAUGUUUAUAUUGGUCUUUUAGGAAGGAAUCAUUUGAUUGGGAAUUGGGAUAUCCUUUAGGUGGAAAUGUAAAUUAGUAGUUAGAAUUUAGAAUUAGAUAUGGUUAAGAACGAUUAAUUGACAUGGGAACACAAAUAGGAAAGGUAAACUUUUCUUUUUUAUGUGUAUGAUUUUUUGUUUAUAAUAUAUAGGAAAACUUUGAUUUAUAGUUUGGAGGUGGAUAAAAACCACAAUGUAUAGUUUUUUAAGGGAAAAUAUAUGUAUAGCAAAAGUUUUUGUCCAAAAUCAUCGCGAGAAAUGUUAAUUAGCAGCUACACAUGUACCACCA